Messenger RNA from Acaulospora morrowiae, 4191 nucleotides. The record is from the annotation of a GenBank genome assembly. Lineage: Eukaryota; Fungi; Glomeromycota; Glomeromycetes; Diversisporales; Acaulosporaceae.
AUGACACACGGUUUCUCUGCUUUGUUUAGUAACUUACAAAAUUUCGGUCCUAGUAUUUGUAUCUGUGGCAUUGUACGGUCACCGUAUGUUAAAGACAAAAUUGAUCCUCGAUCACUGACAAAGAUGGUCUCUUGGAAAGCAGAGGAACAAAUUCUACCAAAGCCGGAGACAAUUAUACCGGAGGAGAAUGCAAACAUACUCUCGCUAAUAACAUUUUGGUGGGUAAGUGAUCUCCUGAAACUCGGAUAUAAACGGCCGCUGCAAAAGGACGAUCUCUAUGUUAUGAGCUCCGCUCGACAGGCUAAAAUCAUCACGGAUAAAUUUGAACAAGAAUGGAAAAACGAGCUCAAGAAACAAGUAUCCGCAAAUAAAUUCACGUUAAUUAAGGCUCUUAAUCGCGUAAUCGGAUUUAGACUGUGGACUACCGGUGGAGCAAGGUUCAUGAGCGAUUUGUUACUUGUUUUGUCACCCCUGAUCAUACGAGCUAUUCUGGUUUUUGCGAUUAAUUCGUACUAUGCCAGUUCGAACAACACCAUACCACCACCAUCUUCUGUCGGCUACAUACUCGUGACCAUUUUAUUUCUUACAACAAUGUUCGCCACUUUAUUCAACCAUUGGGCCAUUUACGGAUGUAUGGAGGCCGGAUUGUUGACUCGCACGAUCUUAAUCACCGCAAUUUACAGGAAAACCUUGGUUCUGAGCGGAAAAGCGCGUAAUAUUUUCACGACCGGAAAAAUAACAAACAUAAUGUCCACGGACACCACACGGGUUGACAAUUGCCUCGUCUACUUUCACCUUCUGUGGGCUGCACCACUACAACUUUCGAUUGCCCUCUUGCUGUUGAUUCUCAAUAUCGGCCCUGCGGCAUUGGCCGGAUUCUUGCUUUUGAUUAUUGCCGGCCCUUUGCAAGGAAAGGUAAUGGCUUCUUUGGUCAAUACCCGAAGAGACGCGCAAAAAGUCACCGAUGAACGCGUCAAGUUGACUCAAGAACUAUUACAAGGAAUUCGAGUUAUAAAAUAUUAUGCGUGGGAAGAUAGUUUUUUGGAAAAUUUGAAUAAAUUAAGAUCCAAGGAGAUUGGCUUGGUCAAGCACCUAUUGCUUAUACGUGCCAUCAUCUUGGGUAUAUCCUCGGUUAUUCCGGUAUUCGCAAGCAUUCUCUCUUUCAUCGUAUUUGUACUAGCUGGCGGUAAUCUCACGGCAGACAUCGUCUUCACAUCAUUGGCCUUAUUUAACGUUGUUCGCUUUCCCCUGAAAACUCUACCCAUGGUCAUCGGUUUUACUUCGGAUGCUUGGGUGGCCGUCGGUCGUAUACAAGAAUUAUUAUUAGCCGAGGAGUUGGAUUUUUUGCCAGAAGUCGACACUGGAAGUGACUUUGCGAUUAAAGUAAUAGACGGUGAAUUCAUGUGGGAAGGCACGUCAUCCCUAGAGCAACCAAAGAAUUUGAAAGUUGAUGAGACGACGAAAGAGAACCUCAAUGAUGAAAAAAAUACUCCGGCGGUGGAGGAAUCCAUAGAUGAUAAUACCUCAUCCACCGUUUCCCUCAUUCCAGUCCAAAUGACCGAUGAGCUUAAGCAUGUGAAUGCGCCCAGGUCUCAGCUUCGAAAUAUUAACCUUUCGAUUCCCCGCGGAAAACUUGUGGCAAUAGUGGGCUCCGUUGGUUCGGGAAAAUCGUCAUUGCUGUCUGCACUUGUGGGUGAAAUGAAGAAAGUUCAUGGAGAAGUUGUUUUUGGCGGGAAUGUUGGAUAUUGUCCACAAAGUGCGUGGAUCCAAAACGCAACACUUCGUGAGAAUGUGACUUUCGGCUUACCCUUUCAUGAAGAGAGGUAUAAUCAGGUGAUUAAGGAUUGUUGCCUUGAACCUGAUCUUGGGAUAUUGCCAGCUGGAGACAUGACCGAAAUUGGCGAAAAAGGAAUUAACCUAUCCGGAGGGCAAAAACAGCGCGUUAACAUCGCAAGAGCUGUCUAUUUUGAUGCUGACAUAGUCUUGUUGGACGAUCCGUUAUCCGCAAGUGCCGUUGAUUCACAUGUCGGAGGUUAUCUUUUUACGAAUUGCAUUCAAAAAACACUUGCGAAUAAGACGCGCUUGCUUGUGACCCACCAUUUGCAAGUUCUCUCUCGGGUGGAUUACAUAAUAUUCAUGGACGAGGGUAAAAUUUCGGGCCAAGGAACCUAUGAACAACUUAUGAAGGAGAAUGAAAGGUUUUCGAAAUUGAUUAAAGAGUUUGGCGAGGACGAAAGGAAUGAGGAGUCGAAAAUGAUUUUGGACCUAAAUGCGGAGAGCACAAAGACCAAAGUAAAUUUAUCCGGAUUUCUUCCGACCAAAGAGUUGAUGCAGCAGGAGGAGAGGGUCACCGGCGCGGUAGAAAAUUCAGUUUAUCUGACUUACAUAAGAUCGGCCGGUGGCAUUAUAUUGAUACCCAUCCUUUUAUUUUUGUUAAUUAUGAUGCAAGGAAGUAAUAUUGGAAACAAUUUGUGGCUUUCAUAUUGGACGAACGACCAAUUCGGACUGACAACCAAUCUUUAUAUGAUAAUAUAUUGCGCUUGGGGCGCCUCUGAAGGAUUUUUCAGUAUUUUGGUUGCUUUGUCAUUUUCGUUAUCGGGACUGGUCGCCGCAAAAGACCUACACGCCAAAGUGGUCAAGAGAGUCUUGAGAGCACCGAUAAAAUUAUUUGACACGACACCUUUAGGUCGCAUAAUCAAUAGAUUUAGCCGAGAUGUAGACACUUGCGAUAAUUUGCUCCCGGAGUCUUAUCGAAUGUUUUUUACAACUGCUGCUCUAGUUUUUGGAACUUUCUUCCUAAUAAUCGUGAUAUAUCAAUGGUUCUUCAUUCCUUUCGUGCCACUCAUCACCCUAUAUUACUUUUCGUCCAUUUAUUUUCGGGCUACAAAUCGUGAAUUAAGGCGUAUUGAUUCCAUAUUGCGAUCUUCUUUGUAUGCUCACUUUUCGGAGACGUUGACCGGUCUUUCUACAAUUCGCGCAUAUCGCGAACAAAAACGAUUCACCGAGAUCAACGAACAUUUCAUGGACCUGGAAAAUCGUGCAUACUAUCUGACCAUCGCGAUUCAACGAUGGCUCGGGAUUCGUCUUGAAACAAUUGCCAAUGUUCUUAUGUACUGUGCCGGCCUGCUGUCGGUCAUUGAAAGAUUCCAAGUGUUGCCCACGAUCACAGGAUUGAUUCUAAGUUAUGCGACUCAGGUGAACGUGAACUUCAAUUAUUGCAUUAGACAAACCGCCGAAGUGGAAGCAAACAUGAACGCCGUAGAACGCUUGAUAUAUUAUGCCAACAGUUUGGAAAUGGAAGCUGAACCAAUUAUUGAACAGAAUCGACCACCACCAGAAUGGCCUUUUAAGGGUGAUAUAGAGAUUAUAGACCUCGUGAUAAAAUAUGGACCCGAAAUGCCUCCGGUAUUAAAGGGAGUUUCAAUUCACAUAAAGGCGUCAGAAAAGAUAGGAAUUGUUGGAAGAACUGGUUGCGGCAAAUCCACGCUAGCGACAUCAUUCUUCAGAUUAGUCGAACCGACAUCGGGGCAAAUCAUGAUCGAUGAUAUUGAUAUCACCACAAUAGGCCUAAGAGACCUUCGAAGUAGAAUAACCAUUAUACCACAAGAUCCGGUUUUGUUUAACGGUACUUUAAGAUCAAACCUCGAUCCGUUCAAUGAGCACGAUGAUUUAACACUGUGGAAUGCACUUCGAAGAGCUCACCUAAUCAAUGGCAAUGGCGAAGCUAAAAAUCAUUUAUCAUUACAUACUCAAGAAAAGGUACCGGAACUUUCGAUGAACACCAAUAGAUAUGAGGGGUUUAACCUGGAUAGUCCUGUAAUAGAACAUGGGAACAACUUUUCCCAGGGACAACAGCAACUUAUAGCGUUGUCCAGGGCGCUGGUUAGAAAUUCUAAAUUAAUAAUAAUGGAUGAGGCAACGGCCAGUGUAGAUUUUAGGACCGAUUCUUUAAUACAGAAAACCAUCCGUGAGGAAUUUACAGAUUCCACAGUGAUCACUAUUGCGCAUAGAUUAAGAACAAUAGCAGAUUACGAUCGGAUUUUGGUUAUGGAUGCUGGAAAAGUGGUCGAGUUUGAUUCACCCUCCAAGUUGAUAAGAGAACCAAAAUCAAUGUUUAGGGGAAUGUGCGAAUCUAGUGGAGAUCUUGACGAAUUAGAAAGACUCACGAAACAAAAAUUCGGAACACGCUGA